UUUUAAAAGACUGAUUUUCAUUUUUUUUAACAGUAUGAAAAGAAGUAAUGAAUAACUUUGUUGAGGUUAUGAAUAUAAUCACAACAGCUAUUGUUGUAAUUCUAUCGUUUAUUGAGCAUUUUUACAGAAAGUUGUUUCCGUUUAAAAAGAAAAGUCUUAAUGGAAAAUGUGUUUUAAUUACUGGAGGUGGUGGUGGACUGGGAAAGCAACUUGCUGUAAAUUUUGCUAAGUGUGGGGCACGGAUAAUUCUUUGGGAUAUUCACACUGAAAGCAAUGAAAGUACAGCAUCUUUAUUAAAAGCCAUGAGAUGUGAAGCAUUUUCAUACACUUGCGAUUGUGGUAAUGAAGCUCAAGUCAAAGAAACUGCUCUUAAAGUGCAAAAUGAAAUUGGUCAUAUCGAUGUGUUGGUAAAUAAUGCUGGAAUAAUGAAUGCAAAAAGCAUCACCAUGCAAACUGAAGAGCAGAUUAGAAAGACAUUUGAUACUAAUGUAUUAUCACAUUUUUGGACUACUAAAGCAUUUCUUCCAUCAAUGAUGGAGCGAAAUGAUGGACAUAUUGUAACUAUUGCAUCUACUGCUGCUAUAAAUGGUUCCCCAUAUUUAUGUGAUUACUCUGCUUCUAAGUAUGCAUUAAUUGGCUAUCAUGAAUCACUGACUCUUGAACUUCGUGAGCAGGGAUUUACUAACAUACGAACAACAUGUAUUUGUCCUAAUUUUAUUAACACUGGAUUGUCUGUCAAACCAAAAACUAACGUUCCUUGGUUGAUACCAAUUUUACAAGCAUCUGAAGUUGCAAAAGCUAUUGUAAAUGCUGUCAGAACCAAUCAAGAUAUGUUGAUUUUGCCCAAAAUAUUUUAUGCAAUCACAGUCAAAAGAUUGAUUCCAUUUCGCGCUCAAUUGGCGAUUCAUGACUAUUUAGGGAUUGGAAUUGAACCUAAAAGUACUAAACGAACAAAAAAAACUACAACUUGAUAUUGAAAUUUUAAAUCGACGAUUCUGGUUUAUUCCACAAUUCUAUUCUGUAUUAUCUAUACUAAUUAAUAUUCAAACCAAGUUACAGUUGAAGAACUAGUGAAAACCCAAAAGAUAUUUAGUAUGUUGUUAUAAAUAGUUGGAGUUUCUUUAUGUUUAAUAAAUGCGGGCAUUUAUAAUUUUAUAUUUUCCCAUUUUUGAAA
Messenger RNA from Hydra vulgaris (swiftwater hydra), 1174 nucleotides. RefSeq names its product estradiol 17-beta-dehydrogenase 11. Gene Ontology annotation, molecular function: oxidoreductase activity, acting on the CH-OH group of donors, NAD or NADP as acceptor. Lineage: Eukaryota; Metazoa; Cnidaria; Hydrozoa; Anthoathecata; Hydridae. The record is from RefSeq and is a predicted model, not a curated record.